Messenger RNA from Colletotrichum lupini, 150 nucleotides. RefSeq lists its product as uncharacterized. The transcript has 2 exons. The record is from RefSeq and is a predicted model, not a curated record. Bases 1 to 150 code for a protein of 49 amino acids. Lineage: Eukaryota; Fungi; Ascomycota; Sordariomycetes; Glomerellales; Glomerellaceae.
AUGCAAAGCACUCGGAUAUAUCUGCAAAAGCUAUCAACGGCAUUUGCUGCAUCUUCACCUGCAGGACGCCUCAUCGACAAUCAUCACGCAUUGCCGAGUCACGCCCAUCAGCCUGUCAUGGAGCAUAUUAUCCUAUGGCGCAAUAUUUAA